Molecule: messenger RNA, 903 nt
Organism: Dentiscutata erythropus
Lineage: Eukaryota; Fungi; Glomeromycota; Glomeromycetes; Diversisporales; Gigasporaceae
Source: the annotation of a GenBank genome assembly
AUGAAAAUAUUUAUUCCUACAAAAACAUAUUUAACAAAAACUCAAGUAAAUCAACAAUUAAUUAAACCAAAAUCAAUAAUUGAUUCAAUUCAAAAAUUAAUCGAAUUUUUUAAAUCUAGUAAUGGAAAAGUUUUGGUUUUGACCGGUGCAGGUAUUAGCACGGAUUCUGGUAUUCCGGAUUAUCGUGGUCCAAAGUUUGCAUCAUUACAUGAAUUUCGACAACGAUAUUGGGCAAGAUCAUAUUUAGGAUGGCCAUUAAUGAAAAAAGCAAAACCAAAUAAUUCACAUUAUUCACUUUCAAAAUUACAAAAAAAUAAUUAUAUUCAAAAAAUAAUAACUCAAAAUGUUGAUGAACUUCAUCAAAAAUCUGGAUCUAAAAAUAUUUUAGAACUUCAUGGAACUUUAAAUCAAAUUCAUUGUUUAAAUUGUGGUCAUAUAAAACAAAGAUCUGAUUAUCAAUUAAUUUUAAGUGAUUUAAAUCCUAAAUGGAAUGAUUUUUUAAAAAAUAUUGAAUUAGGUAAUAUUACUCCAAUUGUAAGACCUGAUGGUGAUAUGGAUUUACCUCAUGGUACUUCUUAUGAUUCAUUUAAUUAUCCAUCUUGUGUUCAGUGUUCUGCUGGAAUUUAUAAACCUUCUGUUGUAUUCUUUGGUGAAAAUAUUAAAGACAGUAUAAAGAAUGAGACCGUAGAAUUUGUUAAAAAUUGUAAAAGCAUUUUAGUGAUCGGAUCAUCGUUGGCUACUUAUUCAGCAUUUAGAAUUGUCAAGUUGGCUAGUGACCUAGGUAAAGAUGUUGCUAUUAUCAAUCUUGGUGAGACUAGAGGUGAUAAUUUGUCUUUUUUAAAAAUUGAUUUUCCUUGUGGUAAUUUAUUACCUGAUAUUGCUGAUCAAUUAACAAAAUCAUAA